AUGAAGGCCACCACUGCCUCCUGCCUGCUGGCGCUGUCUGCCGCCGUCAAUGGCCGCCCGACAGUCGACACCGAGUAUGCCUACACGGGACCAGCAGUCCCCGUCGGCGAUUGGGUGGAUCCCACGAUCAACGGCAAUGGUAAAGGAUUCCCUCGCCUGGUUGAGCCGCCCGCCGUCAAGCCCGCCUCGUCCCAUCCGACCAACAACGUCAAUGUGAUCUCGCUAUCAUAUAUCCCCGAUGGUAUUCACGUUCACUACCAGACUCCCUUUGGUCUGGGCCGCACUCCGCUGAUCCAGUGGGGGACUAACCCCCACAAGCUGAACAAGGUUGCCUCGGGCUACACCCACACCUAUGACCGCACCCCGUCUUGCUCCGAGGUCAACGCCAUUACCCAGUGCAGUCAAUUCUUCCACGAGGUCUCCCUCGACCACCUCAAGCCCGGAACGACCUACUACUACCAGAUUCCUGCGGCCAAUGGCACCACGGAGUCUGAUGUUUUGAGCUUCAAGACCGCCCAGAAGGCUGGUGACCCCAAGGAGUUCUCAGUGGCCGUACUGAACGACAUGGGCUACACCAAUGCCAAGGGCACCCAUAAGUACCUGACCCAGGCUGCCAACGAGGGCACCGCAUUCGCCUGGCACGGCGGUGACAUCAGCUAUGCUGAUGACUGGUACUCGGGUAUUCUGCCCUGUGCCGAUGACUGGCCCGUUUGCUACAACGGCACCAGCACCGCUUUGCCCGGUGGCGGUCCUCUUCCAGACGAGUAUAAGAAGCCCCUACCCAAGGGCGAGAUUGCCAACCAGGGUGGUCCCGAGGGUGGAGAUAUGAGUGUGCUCUACGAAUCCAACUGGGAUCUGUGGCAGCAGUGGCUCGGGGAUGUUACCAUGAAGAUUCCUUACAUGGUCCUACCUGGUAACCACGAGGCUGCGUGUGCCGAGUUCGAUGGCCCUGGCAAUGUCCUCACGGCUUAUCUGAAUGACGAUAAGUCAAACAGCACUGCUGCUAAGGACACGUUGACUUACUACAGCUGCCCUCCUUCCCAGAGAAACUUCACUGCCUACCAGCACCGUUUCCGCAUGCCCGGCGAGGAGACUGGCGGCGUUGGCAACUUCUGGUACUCCUUUGACUACGGCCUGGCCCACUUCGUCUCCAUCGAUGGCGAGACCGACUACGCCAACAGCCCCGAGUGGUCCUUUGCUGAGGACCUCUCCGGCGAUGAGACCCACCCCAAGGAGUCGGAGACCUACCUUACCGACAGCGGCCCCUUCGGUGCUGUCGACGGCAGCGUCAAGGACACCAAGUCGUACGCCCAGUACAAAUGGUUGCAGAAGGACCUAGCCAGCGUGGACCGCAAGAAGACUCCCUGGGUUGUUGUCAUGAGCCACCGUCCCAUGUACAGCUCCGCCUACUCAUCCUACCAGCUGCACAUGCGGCAGGCGUUCGAGGGCCUGAUGCUUGAGAACGGCGUCGACGCGUACCUCUCCGGCCACAUCCACUGGUACGAGCGCCUCUUCCCCCUCGGCACGAACGGCACCAUCGACACUGCGUCCGUGAUCAACAACAACACCUACCGCACCAACGCCGGCAAGUCCAUGACCCACAUCAUCAACGGCAUGGCUGGCAAUAUCGAGAGCCACAGCGAGUUCAGCAGCGGCCAGGGCCUGACCAACAUCACCGCUGUCCUGAAUAAGAGUGAGUACGGCUUCAGCAAGAUGACGGUGGUUAACUCGACUGCCCUGAAGUGGGAGUAUAUCCGCGGCAGCGAUGGGUCUGUUGGUGAUUCGCUGUGGCUGCUCAAACCGGCUGAUGUGAAGAGCCAUAAGCCGCAUGGUGUUUGA
Molecule: messenger RNA, 1839 nt
Organism: Penicillium canariense
Lineage: Eukaryota; Fungi; Ascomycota; Eurotiomycetes; Eurotiales; Aspergillaceae
Product: purple acid phosphatase family protein
Exons: 4
Coding region: 1-1839 (612 amino acids)
Molecular function (GO): protein binding; acid phosphatase activity; metal ion binding
Source: RefSeq, a predicted model, not a curated record